AUGUCCUCAAAAAUCAAGUUCGUUUCUCAAAAUUUGAUAUUUAUCAGUUUAUCCUGUUUAGGUACGCAACCUUGAUAACCUUUUCGAUAUUGUUCGUGUUGGCAGUGAUUGCCGCCAUUUUUUGGGAUAUAACUAGUGAAGAAAGUUGGUUUUUCCCUUGAUGUUUCUAUCGAAAUUGACUAGAAAAUUGAUAUAAUUGAUUUAGAAGGCCAACAAAUAACGGUUAAAGUUCAUCAGAAGGAAACGGCUGUUCAGGAGUUGCAUCCAUGGCUUUCGGUGCGUUGAAAUAAUUUUUUUGAAUAAAUGAAUUUUUUUCCUUGGUUUCUUAUAUAACCGAGAAAGAUUGAAAAAAAUUAUUAGGCCUCAUAAUUAAUUAUUUUCAGUCUGAUUCAGAAGCACUUUCAUAGAAAAAAAUCGAAAAAAAUCGAGAAAAAAACCCCUUUUUCUUCCUUUUUUUUUGUGAUUUUUUUAUUUUUUUAUUUUUUUUAUUUUCUCCAGACUUCCUUGUAUUUUUUGCUUUUUAUAAGAGUUAUAAUUUUUUUUAAAAGAUUUACAAACCAAAGAAAAAGGGAAAUUUAAGGAAAUCCGGAACUUUUACGGCGCCCAAGCUGUGCAUCGCAACAAUGUCUUGAAGAAAAUGACCAAUGAUUCCGAUUUUGGGCAUUUUUUAAACACAUUAGUACCUGAGGUAUCUUUUAAUUGUUUCCUGAAGUUUCAAAAUCUUUCUGGAUUCCAGGUAUAUUGCUUGAAAAAAGUUCGGAUCGGAUUUACCUGGGAAAGUAAUGAAAAAUGGAUGUGUAACCCGUGGAAAGUGCCGGCCGAUUGUUUGUAAGGGAUAUUUUUUUAUUCGAAAAAAACAAAAAAAUUAAAGAAAAAAAUGGAGAGAAAUGGUAAAGAGGGGGUGAUAUGGUCGCAAUCGCAUCAGAAAGCGAGUCAUGCAGUUUUGGCGAAGCUGGUAGCGCGCUCGACUGCCAAUUUGAAGUCCAGGGUUCGAUCCCUCUUCACUUAUUCUUUCUUUUGCCAUUUUUUAAACAACUUUUAUGAACAAUCACGUUAUUCUUUUAUCAAUUUUAAUAGUCAAAAGUUGCAGAAUAGUGUCCGCGGACCUCAGCGACGCCAAGUUUGAGCUUCAUCUCCAGCAAGUGACGCAUAGUCGGUGCAGACUUCUUGGAAUCUCCAAGGUUUUUUUAUUUUAUUUUAAUUUUUGAAGCAAUUUUUUUCAGAUGCAACCUCACGAAUGGUACGUGUCUCAGUACAAGGAACUCAAUGGAACUAUAAAAAUUGCUGAAAUUUCGCAGAAAACUGAGAAAGAGAAGGGGAAAUUCACUCUAGGUUUGCUUUAAAACGAGUAUUUCUUGCGAAUUUUACAAAUUUUCAGCCGAUUUGGUUGGUGAAACGAAGAUGAAUGAAGUUGAAGUUCUGAAAAUGGAAUUGGAUGGGGCGGAACAUUCCGUUUUGGAACCUUUUUUUGAAAAAAAUACCUUGUUUGUCAGGUUUUAUAAAGAAAAAAAUGGACUGAAUUCUUAUUUUUUUAUAAAUAUUCAGAUAA
This is a messenger RNA of Caenorhabditis auriculariae, 1549 nucleotides long. The record is from the annotation of a GenBank genome assembly. Lineage: Eukaryota; Metazoa; Nematoda; Chromadorea; Rhabditida; Rhabditidae.